This is a messenger RNA of Polistes canadensis, 10022 nucleotides long. It is a transcript of the gene Ca-alpha1T, whose product is annotated as voltage-dependent T-type calcium channel subunit alpha-1G-like. Gene Ontology annotation, molecular function: voltage-gated sodium channel activity; low voltage-gated calcium channel activity. Gene Ontology annotation, biological process: calcium ion transmembrane transport; membrane depolarization during action potential; sodium ion transmembrane transport. Lineage: Eukaryota; Metazoa; Arthropoda; Insecta; Hymenoptera; Vespidae. The coding region runs from base 512 to 8413 and encodes 2633 amino acids. The record is from RefSeq and is a predicted model, not a curated record. The transcript is spliced from 37 exons. Gene Ontology annotation, cellular component: voltage-gated calcium channel complex; voltage-gated sodium channel complex; plasma membrane.
UAUUUAUCUUUCUCUCUCUCGCUCUCUCUCUCUCUCUCUCUCCCCUCCGUUCUCCUUUUAUUCUCUUCCUCUCUUUUUCGAGGGGACGAAGGAUCGACGCGAGAGUAGAGGAAGAAGAAGAAGAAGAAGAAGAAGAAGAAGAAGAGAAGCAGAAUAAUAAUAAGAAGAAGAGGAACGGUCCGUCCUCGAUGUCACCCCGGCGACCAUUCUUGUCGAUCUCGAGGACGGCCGUGUUGUUACCAUCGAAGAGAGCUGCUACUUACCGCGUCGUUUCACGUCGUCUGCCGAUGAGGAAAGCGUGAGCGACGAAUCGUGGACGAGAUCGAACUACGACGACGAGGACGACGAGGACGACGACGAGGACGAGGACGAAGAGGAGCUGAUCGAGGUCGCCCCGACGUUUCUGUCGGCGUCUCUUGAGUGGAAGUAAAGCAGCUCGAGAAGUAAGGGGAAGAAAGAGAGAAAAAAAGAGAGAGAGAGGGAGAGAGAGAGAGAGAGAGAGAGAAAGAAAAUGUCCACGCAUUAUCCACAAGGAUAUCGGUAUCGUUCGCCGACGAAGGCUACGAGUGGCGAGCAAGGAUCGGAUAGCGACGUGGCCGAGCUGAGUGACCUGGAGGACGACGAGGACGAGGAUGGAGCUCCUGCGACGAGCGAACGUCGACCGGUCGUUGGCCGGGAAACGAACGAUCUAGAGGAUGCUGAAAUCGACGAACGUUUACGUAGAAUCAACGAAGAUCGUCGAAUACAUGAAAUGGAUGAUGACGAGGAGGAGGAGGAGGAGGAGGAGGAGGACGAUGAAGAAGACGAGGAUGAAGAUGAGGACGACGAGGAGGACGAUGAUGAUGAUGAUGAUGAUGAUGAUGAUGAUGAUGACGAUGACGAUGAUGACGAUGACGACGAUGAUGAUGAUGAUGAUGAUGAUGAUGAUGAAGACGGUGAAGAACUACCCUAUCCAGGUUUUGUGCCCGUUGCUCUGCGUUACCUCGACCAGACUACACGACCGCGCAACUGGUGUCUCGCGCUCAUCACCAACCCGUGGUUCGAAAGAGUCAGCAUGAUGGUGAUUCUUCUCAACUGCAUUACGCUAGGAAUGUAUCAGCCUUGCGUGGACGACCAAUGCGUGACGAAUAGGUGCAAAAUAUUACAGAUGUUCGACGACAUAAUCUUCGCCUUCUUCUCCUUGGAAAUGACGAUAAAAAUGGUGGCAAUGGGUAUAUACGGUAAAGGGACUUAUCUCGCUGACUCCUGGAAUAGAUUAGACUUCUUUAUAGUAGCAGCCGGCGCACUAGAAUACUGCCUUAACGUGGAGAACAUGAAUCUAUCGGCGAUACGGACGAUAAGGGUUUUAAGGCCGUUACGAGCUAUCAACAGAAUACCGAGUAUGCGAAUUCUUGUGAUGCUGCUACUCGACACUCUUCCCAUGCUAGGCAACGUCCUACUCUUGUGCUUCUUCGUAUUUUUCAUAUUCGGUAUCGUCGGUGUCCAACUCUGGGAGGGAAUUCUACGUCAACGUUGCUUCCUCAAGGCUCUUCCCAACGUCAAGUACCCCGAGUUACUCUCGGACGAGUACUCGGUUCGAUCACGCAUUUACGACCUGGAGAAGUACUUCGAGUAUCAGGGUCAGGACUACAUUUGUUCCCGUCCCGACGACAGCGGUAUGCACUCUUGCAGCAACUUGCCGCCACUAAAGUUCGGAAAUCUGGUCUGCAAUAAUACAGCAUUACCGAACAACAAUGCGACGAUUAUCAGCAACGAGACCUGCGUUAACUGGAAUUACUAUUAUACCGAGUGCAAGGGUCAGGGCAAUAAUCCUUUCCAAGGGACUAUUUCGUUCGAUAAUAUUGGCUUGGCCUGGGUGGCCAUAUUUCUCGUGAUCAGUCUGGAAGGAUGGACGGAUAUUAUGUACUACGUCCAGGAUGCUCAUUCUUUUUGGGAUUGGAUAUAUUUUGUCCUUUUGAUCGUCAUCGGCUCCUUUUUUAUGAUCAAUCUUUGCCUGGUCGUGAUAGCAACGCAAUUUUCCGAGACGAAAAAACGGGAGAUGGAAAGAAUGAGAUUAGAACGCGCUCGAUUUCAUUCGACUUCGACUCUGGCUUCGUCUACGAAUACAUCCGAACCAACUACCUGUUACGCCGAAAUUGUCAAAUAUAUUGCACAUCUUUGGAGAAGAGGUAAAAGAAGACUGAUGAAGAGGUACAGAUUAUGGAAAUACAGAAGGCAGCAGAAACGCGAGCAAAAUUUGCUUAAGGAACAACAACAAGGUCAGCCGUUCCGGUCGGCUCCCAGUGGAGCAGGCUCAAACAGAGCAGCACCCGGUGACAAAAAAAUUCAUCACGGAAGAUGCCCUAGACUGUUGGCAGCGUUAGAGUAUGCGGAACAGCAACAGCAUCAACAGCAACAACAGCAACAGCAAUCAUCCGGUAUCUGUGGUAGUGGAUCUAACGGAGAGUUUGCUACGAAUGGACCAGCAUCGCAGCCUGGAAUUACCACUGGCGUUUCCAGCAAUGGGGCUGGUAAUGGAAACAUGGGUAUUGCACCACGAGCGAGUCCUGAAGUUUCCGAGGCUGAAAUGUCAAGCAAUUCGUACAAUCGGCCGGGAUUAUAUCGUGCCGCUUCAGUUUCCUGUAACGGCAGCGACAAUAUCAUUUCAAAUGCUACCGACACGAAUAACGCGUUGCUGAGCCCACCGUGUACUCACUACCGACGAAGGAGCAGCGUUAUGUUCAGCGACGUGGUUUUGCUACACGGUAGCAAUAGCGUUGGGAACACGAUGCAAUCUGGUCCCACGGUCGCUCCUACUGAGCGUAACGUUUGUUCGAGUGAAAAAAUGACGCAAACCGGUGACGGCAAUGUUUGGUCUAGCCCGCUGUCCGACCAUACACAGCAGAUGCAAGUUGAGUUGGGUACGAAGGAAGCAAUGACGUGUCAAGAAUUACUGGCACUCAGUGGAGCACUCAGCGCUGCCUUGCCAACCGGUCAAUUGGCUUUAGAUUCUUUUUUAAAUUCACUUACUAAAGGUAUCACCGAACGACAUAUUAUUUUGGAGGAUCGUUCACAGUGGUUGUCUUCCGAUUUGGAAAAUUGUUCUUGUUGCUGCGACGCCCAAAGCGGUCUCGAUCAGUGGCCGGAUAACGGUGAAAGAUGGCGAAAAUCCUCGAGAACUCGUAGGUUCUUCAGAACUAUCGGAAAUCGUUGCAUCUGCGGAUUACGUUGUAUAAGACGUUGGAUCAAGAAACUCGUCGAGCACAAGUAUUUUCAACAGGGUAUACUCUUGGCAAUUCUCAUAAAUACAUUGAGCAUGGGUAUCGAGUAUCAUAAUCAGCCGGAGCAAUUGACCGUGCUCGUCGAGAUAAGCAACAUCGUUUUCUCUGCCAUCUUCGCCGUUGAGAUGCUACUUAAGGUAAUAGCUGAGGGUCCGUUUGGCUACAUCAGCAACGGUUUCAAUGUUUUCGACGGCAUCGUCGUGAUCCUUAGCAUCAUUGAGCUAUUCCAAUCGUUCGUGGAGGAACGAGGUGGAAGUUCCGGUCUGAGCGUCCUUAGAACCUUCCGUUUGCUGAGGAUUUUGAAGUUGGUCCGUUUCCUGCCAAAUUUGAGACGUCAACUUUUCGUCAUGCUACGCACCAUGGAUAACGUUGCCGUAUUCUUUUCCCUUUUAGUACUUUUCAUCUUUAUAUUCAGUAUUCUCGGGAUGAACCUGUUUGGUUGCAAAUUCUGUGAAACGAUGAAAGGCAGCUCUGACGUCGAGUGUGAUAGGAAAAACUUUGACUCGUUACUCUGGGCUAUUGUGACGGUGUUUCAGAUAUUAACGCAAGAAGAUUGGAACGUGGUGCUUUUCAAUGGUAUGCAGAAAACAUCUCACUGGGCUGCCCUCUACUUCGUAGCUCUGAUGACAUUUGGAAAUUACGUACUGUUCAAUCUUCUAGUCGCCAUUCUCGUGGAAGGUUUCUCAUCCGAGAGAAACGAAAGGAGAGAACGAGAACAAAGAGAGAUGGCCAAGUUGGCAGCAAAAGAAGCAGGAAUGGGUAGCGAGGAAGGAUCUUCAAGGGUUUCGAGAUCUCAUUCGAUUACCGACAGCGACACGUAUACACAGGAACGAAAAAAUUCUUGGCAAAGUGCGGAGGAGCUUAGAAAAUACAAGGACAACAGUUGUAGGGAAAAACAGAACAGCAGUUGGAGGCAACGUAUAGACGAGCCAAAGUGCAACAUUCAAAAGGAAAACAAAAUGAUGAGUGGCGUUGGUCAACCACCGAUAAUCACACAUACAGCAGCCACUCCUCAAGACUCGCCAAACACAACACUCGACGUUGGUUACAGAGACCUUAAUUAUCGUGCGGUUUUUCCACCGGCUGCCACCCUUUCCUUUGAGUCUAUCGACCGGACCGGUAGUCAAUGUAGUAUACCAUCAGGAUUAUUAAAGUUACCAGACAAUGGUGGUAGCAAGUUUUCAACGAACAAUUUGAUGGCCGGACAAUUUCCCAGACGAAUAAGCCUAGUAACCGCGGUGGUAAAUCCUUCCUCGAGAGAAUUCUCAAACUCCAGUCCACCGAGAAUACAUAGAGGAUACUCUUGGCGUUUGUCUCGGCCAUCUUUGCGAAGAAAACGUUGGUCCCAAAGCGACGAGGAACAAGCCAGUCGAACGAUCGUUUUGAACAAUGGCAGAAGUGCCUUUGGCGGUUCCAAUUACACCUUCAACGGUGGUUAUUUGCAUGGCUCGAUAAGAAACGACACGCAAUGCGACGCGCCCAAUAAUCGAACGACCGUCCUAACGAGCAAUAAUCGCAGCCUCAGCCCCAACAAUUCCAUCGAAAGCCGCGGCUCAUCGAUGCGCCGUUAUACGGCCACGCCUAACCAGAUGCGAUGGAUCGGGGAACUCUCGCGAAGAAAUUCUUUAAGGGGAUACGAAAACGUUCAUGGUACGGGUAGAAAGAGCAUGGUGUCGGAUGAUAUGCCGGCACCAUGCUCGACGCCUCGUACGAUAAACAAUUUGUCGAUGGAAACCGGAACACUGCCGAGAAUAAAGCCUCUUCCGGAUCAGGAUGACGAUCAUUCGCGUACUGACGAUCAAACACCUCCUUCAAAUGGCCACGGUAGCGCCAGCAGCGUUGAAAGGAUCAAGAAAAUUUUUAUGUUCUUCGAACCGAAGGGUUGUCUCAAGGAACGCGACGAUUAUGCGCUUUAUAUAUUUUCGCCUAACAACAGAUUUCGUGCAUUCUGCCGUUGGUUCGUCGAUCAAAAAUGGUUCGACAAUGCGGUACUAUUCUUUAUCGGUUUGAACUGCAUCACCUUAGCGAUGGAAAGACCAAAUAUACCCUCGCACAGUCGUGAGAGAUUAUUCCUCUUGACUGCCAAUUAUAUCUUCACCGCAGUAUUUGCCGUAGAAAUGUUUAUCAAGGUCGUAGCAACGGGGAUGCUUUAUGGUUCGGACGCUUAUUUCACGUCAGGCUGGAAUAUCAUGGAUGGAUCCUUAGUUAUAAUAUCAAUCGUCGAUUUAAUGAUGUCAUUAAUUUCUUCCAGUAGUCCAAGAAUAUUUGGUAUCUUAAGGGUAUUUCGUUUGUUGAGAUCGUUGAGGCCAUUGCGAGUAAUCAAUCGCGCUCCUGGAUUAAAGUUGGUCGUCCAAACUUUAUUGUCAUCUUUACGACCGAUCGGCAAUAUCGUUCUGAUAUGUUGCACCUUUUUCGUGAUAUUCGGAAUUUUGGGUGUUCAACUGUUCAAGGGUGCGUUUUUUUAUUGCGACGGUCCCGAUAUCAAAAAUGUUCGCAAUAAAACAGAUUGUCUUGCGGAUAAGCGUAACGUAUGGCUCAACAGGAAAUAUAAUUUUGAUGAUCUCGGGAAGGCGCUUAUGUCUUUGUUCGUUUUGUCAUCCCGAGAUGGUUGGGUCAACAUCAUGUAUACCGGAUUGGAUGCGGUUGGUGUGGAUCAACAGCCGAUCGAGAAUUAUUCGGAAUGGCGUUUAUUAUAUUUUAUCGCGUUCAUACUUCUGGUUGGAUUCUUCGUUCUGAACAUGUUCGUCGGUGUCGUCGUUGAGAACUUUCAUAGAUGUCGAGAGGAACAAGAAAAAGAGGAACGUGUUAGAAGGGCCAUGAAAAGGGCUCAACAAAUGGAAAAGAAACGACGAAAAAUGCACGAGCCACCUUAUUACACGAAUUAUUCAAAAACACGACUUUUCAUUCACAACGUCGUAACUUCGAAAUAUUUCGAUUUGGCAAUAGCUGCUGUAAUCGGUUUGAACGUUGUAACAAUGGCAAUGGAAUUUUACAUGAUGCCAAAAGCGCUAACUUACGCUCUUAAAAUAUUCAAUUACUUUUUCACCGCCGUUUUCAUCCUGGAAUCGCUCAUGAAAUUGUUGGCACUUGGUAUACAUCUUUAUUUGAAGGACAAAUGGAACCAAUUGGACGUAGGGAUCGUUAUAUUAUCAGUAGUCGGCAUCGUUUUGGAAGAAGUUGAAUCAAAGAUUAUACCCAUCAAUCCGACCAUCAUUCGCGUUAUGCGAGUAUUACGUAUAGCCAGAGUUUUAAAACUGUUAAAAAUGGCCAAAGGUAUACGCGCCCUCUUGGACACGGUAAUGCAGGCGUUACCGCAAGUUGGCAACUUGGGUUUGCUAUUUUUCUUACUGUUCUUUAUAUUCGCGGCCCUUGGAGUAGAACUGUUUGGUCGAUUAGAAUGCAGCGACGAAACACCUUGUCAAGGACUCGGUGAACACGCACAUUUCAGUAACUUUGGUAUGGCCUUCCUUACUCUCUUUCGCGUAGCUACAGGUGAUAAUUGGAAUGGAAUAAUGAAGGAUACACUUAGGGACGAUUGCGACGAAGCUACGGAUUGCGUGAAAAAUUGUUGCGUAAGCACGAUCAUCGCGCCUAUAUUUUUCGUCAUUUUUGUACUAAUGGCGCAAUUCGUACUGGUCAAUGUGGUCGUAGCGGUUUUGAUGAAACACCUAGAAGAAAGUCAUAAACAGAUGGAAGAUGAAUUGGAUAUGGAAACGCAAUUGGAAAGAGAAUUGGCCGCGGAACGAGAGGAACUUCUCGAGGUUGAAGAAGAAGAAGAAGAGGGUGGUGGUAUGCUUGAAAGGCGGAUCGUUGGUGAUGAAGUUGAUGAGGACGAUGAAAGAGAAUUCGAUUCGAUAAUAGGAACAAGAGAGAAGAUUAUUAUUAGACCCGGUCUUGCCAAGGUUCGUUCCUUACCGGCCAAUUUCAUUUAUAAUCCGCCAAAGGAAAGAAGUUUCGAUGAUACUUCAGUUUCUGUGGCAAUAAAUGUGAAAGAAAGACGUCGUAGUUCGUGUUUCCGCUCGUAUCCAAGACCGUCCAAGUUUAAAUCGAAGCGCCGUCAGACCUUCCAUUCGAGUAACCAACGAAGGUCUUUGUUACCAAUGCACUUCGAGGUCACCGAGGUCUUUGAGAAACCUGUAUGUAAUUUGAGCGUACCGCGAAUCAUUCCUCAUCGUAUUUACGAGAUGGAAAAUCAGGAAGCUAUACCACAGGAGAGUCAAUAUCUUCGAGUAACGACGAGCAAUAACAAAGAGAACAAGUCGUUCCUUUGCGUGAGCAGACCAAUGGCAAGUUCCUCGCCAGUAACACCGAGUGGUUCAACGUCGACUCUGACCACCGGUCUGAGAUAUCAAAACGAACGUUAUUUGUUACCGACAGCCGAGAUCUAUCCUUCUAAGGCAAGUUUCUCUCGUAGAAUCUCGACCGAUACUCAGUCGCAAUCUGAGAUAAGUGCUAGCGUUGCUACGGGAAGUAGUACGAGAACGGGGAGCAAUGCUAGCGAGUAUACUACUACAAGUAUUCGAACGAAAAAGAUCGAAGGUACUAACGGGGAAAAUAAUACGAGGUUAUCAAAGGAUAAUAAGGACAAGCAACAACAACGGGUGAGUCAAACGGAAGAAGAGGAUCUCGACGUGCAAUCAGUGAUCAACGAAAGAAGGCCGUCCAGGCUGAAAAGUGCAACCUCAUCCGGUACAUCAACGACCGGUACCAGCGAUCAAUGUGCUCAAAUCGUUAGGGUCGAAAGUUUCGCUCAUAUUUAUGCGGCCGAGGAAUUAUUGCCGGACGAGUUACCUGACGAAAGUUCGGCGUUUGAAAAUGUCAGCGAAAGUGGUACGAGCGGAAGUAUCAACGAGAGUGGUACUGUGAGUGGUAGUGAUGUUAGUCGUAGUAUUAGCGGCCUCGUACAGGUGGUAGAGUGUACUACUUGUCCUGCUAUGAGCACGGACGUUAGAAUAUACGUCGAUGAUACGGAUUCUAUCAGCAGCAGCGGACACUUUGGAAGAACUUUUGCUGAGGAUGAUGACGAUGACGAUGAGACGCCUGAUAUAACUAUGUCGAUUUCAGCGCCGAUCGACGAACAAGUAGAAAAAGAUAACGUUGAAAAUGUGAGAGAUGAGACACCACCCUUGGCUGGCCCUUCCGAUCCCUCUUAAUAACUAACAUUGCUGCCGUGAUUUAAUUCGCGACUAGGAAGAAAUACGUAGUAUAAUCGACGGCGUCGAUGAUGGGCUCUAUAAGAAAGACUGUAGUGCAUGACAAUAUAGUCGUUAUAUUCUAGUCACUUUGCCGCCGUUAAAAUGCCAAAGAGAAAUAUGAGAAUAUAGAAGAGGAGGGGGAUAACGGAAACGCGAAUAUGGGUUGGAAAUGAAAAUAAGAGGGAUUAUUAAAAAAAAUGUCUCUUAUUUCAAGAGUUUUUAGAGAAAAUAUUCGUCGUUCGAAUGGUGACCAUUAGAGAUAAUAUAUUAGAUGAGACAAAGAUGUUAUAUUUUCAUCUAGAUCUCGUAACUUGAUUUGAGUUAUCGAACUCGUAUCAUUAUCCGAAGCUAAGAAUAAUACCUAGGGGGGAAGGUAGUAGUCGUUGUUUUUCGGAACUGUUCGAUCAACUUUUCGACUAAUUAUUUUCUCUCUUAAUUUAUUUCCAUUCGAUUCUCCUUGUCUCGUAAUUUUAUUUAACAAGAUUCAUUAUUAUUUUAUCGAGACAAAUCAUCGUUUAUAUUAUCUUUUUUACGUUUAAGACAAUUAACUUUGAUAAUUGAAAAUCAUUGAACAUGAUUGAUCUAUUAUCUCUCUCUUAUACACACAUACACAUAUAUACACACACGUUAGAAUGAUACAUUUAGAGGAAUCGAACGAAAAGUCGAUCGAUCGGCUCGAAUCGAAAUCGGCAACCCUAUCUUUCUUUCCUAAGUACGACGGUAUCUCGUUUAAAGAAAAUUUCCACACGAAGAAAAAAAACUUACACAGUAAAACAAAAAAAGUUAAUGGGGGGCGACAUACACAACACGUAUAACGCACUGAAAACUUAUGACAAUCUCUUAUUGCCAGCGGUAUCGAAACUCAGUUCCCGCUAAUGAAGCGUCAUGGAAGUCAUAUUCGUAGGAAUUGGUAGAUCAAGAAAAAUAAAAAGAAGAAGAAGAAGAAGAAGAUGAUUCUUAAGAUGAAGAAAAGAAUAAGAAGAAUAGUAGAAGAAAAAUAGCAGAAAAUAGAGAAAAAAAGAAAAAAGAAAAAAAAAAGGAAAUGAAGAAAAAUAAUUGAAUAAUAAAUAAAAUUUAGCGAAUUUGGUAGAUAUCUCUUAGGUAGAUUUAAAAAUCGAGUCUACGCGACAAAAAUUACAAUUUAUCGGACCACACUUCCUCGCCUUUCCACAUUUUACUCGCGUUUAUCGCCAUCAGGAGUCGUAGAAUGAAAAUGAAUUAGACGAUUAUUAUUGUUGAACGUGAGUUUAAUUGAAAAUGGAAAAAAAAGAAAAAAUAAAAAACAAACCAAAAAGAAAAAAAAAAAAAAACGAGAAAAAAAAGGAAGACGAUCGCAAUAAAUGUUAUUUCGAAAGGGCGAGUUUUAAUAAUCCAUCUUUCGUUUAGGAAGAAAGAAAGAAAGAAAGAAAAAAAAACAACAAUAAAAAUUGAAAAACUUCUUCGUUGGCUUUUAACUCUCGGCGAAAAAUUUUCGCUCGAUGACACACACACACACACACAUACACACCGUUCGAUCUAGUCAAAUGCGUUUAGAUAUUAAAAAAAAAAAAAACAAAAAAAAACAAAA